Molecule: messenger RNA, 1329 nt
Organism: Notolabrus celidotus (New Zealand spotty)
Lineage: Eukaryota; Metazoa; Chordata; Actinopteri; Labriformes; Labridae
Gene: miox
Product: myo-inositol oxygenase
Exons: 10
Coding region: 195-1055 (286 amino acids)
Biological process (GO): inositol catabolic process
Cellular component (GO): cytoplasm
Molecular function (GO): iron ion binding; inositol oxygenase activity
Source: RefSeq, a predicted model, not a curated record
AGUAGAGGUUUAGUUAAAGUGUGACAGGAUAUUUGUGCAGACCCUUCCUUUGUAGGUGUACAGUGAAGGUUGAAGGAGUUUAAACAGACAGGAUAUGUACGGUGCUGUGUGUAUAUAUAUAUGGGAGAGGUCAAAACACAGCAGUGAGCUCCAGGAGACCAACACACCACAGCAACAGACUUCAUCUGUCAACCAUGAGGGUCAUCAACGUGGGUCCAGAUCCCUCUCUAGCAUAUCGGCCAAAUCUAGAGACGAAUGAAAUCAAAGGAAAGGAAGAAUACAGAAACUUCGAGAGUGGAAGUAUUAUUGAUCGUGUGUUCAACACAUACAAGCUGAUGCACACCAACCAGACGCUGGACUUUGUGAAUAAAAAGCACUCUGAAUGGUCUGGUUGCAACCACUCCGAGAUGGGAAUGAUGGAUGUCAUCAUGUCUCUGGACCAGUUAGUGGAUGAGUCUGAUCCUGAUGUGGACUUCCCCAACUCUUUCCACGCCUUCCAAACUGCUGAAGGAAUCCGCCAGGCACACCCUGACAAAGACUGGUUCCAGUUGGUGGGUCUGAUCCACGAUGUUGGGAAGAUCAUGGCUCUCCGUGAUGAACCUCAGUGGGCUGUAGUGGGAGACACCUUCCCUGUUGGCUGCAAGUUUCAAAACUCAAUUGUGUUCAGGGACAGCACCUUCCUGGAUAACCCUGAUGAAAAAAAUCCCAUGUACAAUACUGAAUAUGGGAUCUAUAAGCCAAACUGUGGGCUCAGCAAUAUCUUCAUGUCCUGGGGCCAUGAUGAGUAUCUUUACCAAGUUAUGAAGUUCAACAACUGCUCCAUCCCAGAGGAGGGGUUGUAUAUGAUUCGCUAUCAUUCAUUUUACCCCUGGCACUCCCAUGAAGACUACAUGCAUCUGUGUGAUGACAAAGACUUGCAGAUGAUGCCCUGGGUCAAAGAGUUCAACAAAUUUGACCUGUACACAAAGACCACUGACCUGCCUGACGUCGACAAGCUGAAGCCAUACUAUCAGUCUCUGAUUGACAAGUACUGUCCUGGAAUACUGAAGUGGUGAAAAGGACAACAGAGAAUUCAUUUAUAUAGAGAUUGCAUAUGUAGAAUAACAAAAUGAGUUGACAUGUAAUUGUUUUAUUGUAACACUAAAGUAGAAUUUCCUGUAACUCAACACUAAUAUUACUUGAAAUGUGUUUCAAUACAAUUUGUAUCUCUUUCAAAAUACUGACAUCAUAACUUGUAUUUUAUCUUAGUAGAAACUGACAAUUUAGGCUUCUAUAUAUACCAAAUAUAUCUUAAAAUUCAGUGUAAUUUAAAUUCACAUAAAAGAUAAG